This is a messenger RNA of Daphnia carinata, 1548 nucleotides long. Its product is annotated as glutaryl-CoA dehydrogenase, mitochondrial-like. Gene Ontology annotation, cellular component: mitochondrial inner membrane. NCBI's taxonomy places the organism in Eukaryota, Metazoa, Arthropoda, Branchiopoda, Diplostraca, Daphniidae. Bases 70 to 1380 code for a protein of 436 amino acids. Gene Ontology annotation, molecular function: flavin adenine dinucleotide binding; glutaryl-CoA dehydrogenase activity; fatty-acyl-CoA binding. The record is from RefSeq and is a predicted model, not a curated record. The transcript has 6 exons. Gene Ontology annotation, biological process: fatty acid beta-oxidation using acyl-CoA dehydrogenase; fatty-acyl-CoA biosynthetic process.
ACGGUGUGCAGACGUAACAUAACCAUAAUAGUAACAAGUAUCUUGAAGAAUACCCCCAACCUUCUUACAAUGGCAUCAGGGAUCCGAUUUGCGUUUUCAGUCAUUAGACCCGUCAAUUUAGCAUGUGUUAGAUUUCAAAGCACUGCAUCACAAACGAAAACUACUGAAACCAAAGUCAAACAACAAGAGAAAGUAAUAUUUGACUGGCGUGAUCCCCUAAACUUGGAAUCCCAGCUAACAGAAGAUGAGAGAAUGAUGCGUGACAGCUUCAGGACUUACUGCCAGGACAAACUGAUGCCUCGCAUCACCAUGGCCAAUAGACACGAAGUUUUCCACCGUGAAAUCAUGCAAGAAAUGGGAGAUCUUGGUGUUCUAGGCCCAAUGAUUGAGGGCUAUGGCUGUGCCGGCGCAUCAUCCGUAGCUUACGGCCUUCUUGCAAGGGAAGUGGAGCGAGUGGACUCGAGUUACCGUUCCGCUUUCAGUGUCCAGUCUUCAUUAGUCAUGUACCCCAUCGACGCCUUUGGAACAACUGAGCAGAAGGAGAAGUUUCUUCCCAAACUUGCCAAGGGCGAGAUGGUGGGCUGCUUCGGUUUGACUGAGCCAAAUCACGGUAGUGAUCCCGCCGGGAUGGAAACAAAAGCCAAACAUGACGCAAAAGCAGGUGUUUACAUUUUGAACGGCAGCAAGACUUGGAUCACCAACAGCCCCAUCGCUGACGUAGCAGUAGUCUGGGCCAAAUCUUUGGACGAAGGUAACAGGAUCCGAGGCUUCUUAGUCGAACGAGGCACCAAAGGCUUCACUACUCCCAAAAUCGAAGGCAAGUUCUCUCUCCGAGCUUCCACGACGGGCAUGAUCAUGCUUGAAGAUGUCGUCGUUCCCGAAGCCAACAUGCUGCCCAAAGUUCACGGCCUAAAAGGUCCGUUCAGCUGCCUGAACAGCGCCCGUUUCGGCAUUGCUUGGGGCGCUCUAGGCGCUGCCGAGUUUUGCUUGGCCGCCGCCCGGGAUUAUACUCUUCAGCGAAAACAGUUUGGCCGUCCUCUAGCUGCUAAUCAACUCAUGCAGAAGAAGAUGGCUGAUGCCAUGACUGAAAUCGCAUUGGCUCUCCAAGGCUGCAUCCAAGUUGGCCGUCUCAAGGAUGACGGACUAGCGACGCCUGAUAUGAUUUCGCUGCUCAAGCGGAAUUCUUGCGGCAAAGCGCUGGACAUUGCCCGCGCAUGCCGUGAUAUGCUGGGCGGUAACGGCAUUUCCGACGAGUACCACAUUAUUCGACAUGUUAUGAACUUGGAAGCCGUCAAUACCUACGAGGGCACUCACGACAUCCACGCUCUUAUUCUAGGCCGUGCCAUCACUGGUCUCCAAGCUUUUAGCGGUUCUGGUUGAUGAUAGUAUCAUCGAUAAUCCCGACGCUUAAGAAUCCCCUCGAUUGUAUAAAACGCUUUGGAACAAUAAUUACUCAUAAUCCGCACUUAUUGGGCUUUUGUAUAGAGUGUAUUGGUGCGCGCACAUCGAGAUCAGAGAAAGAGAGAAAAUACAAAAAAGAAGAUACAA